This is a messenger RNA of Ogataea polymorpha, 975 nucleotides long. RefSeq lists its product as uncharacterized. Gene Ontology annotation, cellular component: cytoplasm. Gene Ontology annotation, molecular function: carbon-sulfur lyase activity; pyridoxal phosphate binding. Gene Ontology annotation, biological process: transsulfuration. The record is from RefSeq and is a predicted model, not a curated record. Lineage: Eukaryota; Fungi; Ascomycota; Pichiomycetes; Pichiales; Pichiaceae. The transcript has a single exon. The annotation marks the transcript as partial.
UACUCCAAAGGAUCGCAUCCAAACUCUGAAAAGGUGGAAAAAAUCCUCGAGAAUAUCACCGAAGGGUACGCUACCAUAUAUAAUUCUGGCACCUCUGCCAUCAUGGGAAUUCUCUCCUAUCUGAAUCCGCCUAUGAUCUGCAUCAAUAAUUCAGGAUACCAAGGAACGCAUCGAGUUAUCAAACUGCUUUCCAAGCUCACAGGACUCCAAAAAUUGACGCUUGAAGAAACAGAGCGACUUCAACCUAAAUCCGUUAUUCUUAUCGAGACGCCCAUGAACCCUGAAGGCUAUGUAUUAGAUAUCGCGAAGUUUGCGAGACUUGCUCACGAAAAACAAUCAUAUCUCAUAGUGGACUCCACUCUUGCUCCACCUCCGCUACAGUUCCCAUUCAAGUACGGUGCGGACUACGUUGUGUAUUCUGCGGUGAAAUACUUGGCUGGAGUAUCUGAUCUGGGAGCAGGUUUUGUAGUGAGCAAGAAAAAAACAGAUAAAGCAAAUCUCCACAGCGAAAGACACUCUCUCGGGACUACAAUUGCCAACUUUGACUCCUUCCUGCUACUGAGGUCGUUAAGAACGUAUAAAAUGAGAAUGCUAACCCAGUGUCAAAACACUGAAAGAAUAGUCACCUAUCUCAGAGAAAGCAUGGACAAGUAUAGUAUGGUGAUCAAUAAACUGCAUCAUUCUUCUCUUCAGCUGGAUCCCUUUGUCAAACAACAACUGAAUGGAUUCUACAACCCUGUGCUGGCCAUUGAGUUUAAAAGCGAAGAACUGGCAGAUAUCAUUCUCACAAAAUUCAAUUUUCUGAGUAACAACCCAAACAUCGAGGGAGGUGAAACCGUGGUCGAGCUAGCAUCCAAAAACCUAAACUUCGCCCGCCCAUCGACAAAUAGCAAUCUUCUGAGGAUCAGUGUUGGCUGCGAAGACUAUGAAGACCUCAUCAAAGACAUUGACCAAGCUUUGAUGAGUGUCAUUGAU